Messenger RNA from Sclerotinia sclerotiorum 1980 UF-70, 642 nucleotides. RefSeq lists its product as hypothetical. Gene Ontology annotation, cellular component: membrane; endoplasmic reticulum; cis-Golgi network. NCBI's taxonomy places the organism in Eukaryota, Fungi, Ascomycota, Leotiomycetes, Helotiales, Sclerotiniaceae. Bases 1 to 642 code for a protein of 213 amino acids. Gene Ontology annotation, molecular function: ER lumen protein retrieval receptor activity. Gene Ontology annotation, biological process: endoplasmic reticulum to Golgi vesicle-mediated transport; protein retention in ER lumen. The record is from RefSeq and is a predicted model, not a curated record. The transcript is spliced from 3 exons.
AUGAAUCUUUUUCGAAUCUUGGGGGAUUUCUCCCAUCUUCUCUCGAUCCUCAUCCUCCUCCACAAAAUGCACCAAACAAACUCCUGCGCCGGUAUAUCCUUCAAAUCGCAAGCGCUCUACCUACUCGUAUACAUCACCCGCUACCUCGAUCUCUUCUGGACCUUCACCGAUUCCCUCUACAACACCACUUUCAAACUACUCUUCCUCGCCUCCUCGGGCUAUACCAUCUACUUAAUGACCACCUCCUUCAAACCAACCCACGAUCCAAAUCUUGAUACAUUCCGCGUACAAUAUCUCCUUGGAGGUUCCAUCGUCUUGGCCCUCAUAUACCCUUACGCCUAUACACCCGCUGAGAUCCUAUGGGCCUUUAGUAUCUGGCUGGAAUCCGUAGCUAUCCUCCCACAAUUAUUUUUGUUGCAGCGAACAGGAGAAGCCGAGACUAUUACAGCCAACUACCUAUUUGCAUUAGGAAGUUACCGUGCGCUUUAUAUACCCAAUUGGCUGUGGAGAUAUUUCCGGGAAUCGCACUGGGAUGGAAUUGCCGUGCUUGCGGGUGUGGUUCAAACGAUUCUUUAUUCGGAUUUCUUCUGGAUUUAUUAUACCAAGGUUAUGAAGGGAAAGAGAUUUACUUUGCCCGUAUAA